Molecule: messenger RNA, 608 nt
Organism: Emys orbicularis (European pond turtle)
Lineage: Eukaryota; Metazoa; Chordata; Testudines; Emydidae
Gene: NDUFC2
Product: NADH:ubiquinone oxidoreductase subunit C2
Exons: 4
Coding region: 48-413 (121 amino acids)
Biological process (GO): mitochondrial electron transport, NADH to ubiquinone
Cellular component (GO): mitochondrial inner membrane
Source: RefSeq, a predicted model, not a curated record
CUUGAGCUGGUGGGGCCGGGUGCGUCGCUGUGCGCGGUCCGGGCACCAUGGUGUUCUUGCCCGACGAGUCGCGGGGGCUCCCGCCGCCCCGCAUCGUGAACAAGAACUCGGUGUGGCUGGGCCUGGUGGGCUGGGCCUCGGCGCUCCUGGACAACGCCUUCAACCGGCGCCCGGUCGUACGAGCUGGAGUACACCGUCAGGUCCUGUAUGCCACUGUGGGCUGGUGUGUUGGAUAUUAUUUGAGUAAACGUGCAGACUAUAUUCAUGCUAAACUGGACAGAGAACUGAUGGAAUACAUUAGGCAACAUCCGGAAGAUUUUAAGGAAAAAGGUUUAAACAUCCCAUUUGGUCGGCUUCUACCACCUCCUCUGGAGGCUGUUCCAUGGCUUCAAAGAGAAGAAAACCCUAGCUGAAGUUCUGGAGGACUUCCAUCCAAUUCGCUGAAAACUUCUCAAGAACUACAGACUUGUUCAGCAGAUCGUGUUUCGUGAGACCACUCCCAAAUAUAUUUGAGCAGAUUGUAUGUCAGUUAUUGUUCAAAUGCCACUGGUUGAAAAACACAAAAACAACCCUUACUGUAUUCUUAUAAUUAAAACUAUGAAUAAUUA